CCAGCCCAGCCCAGACCAACCCAACCCGACUCCAUCAUGAUAUUGAAUGAUUCGUUGUAUCGUAGCUCCAUCCUCUCCGACUCUGAGCUUCCUCUCCUCUCCCCGCUUCCAGCCACCUUAAGUGUAGCACCGCUUGAAUUGUUCUGGGGGAAAAUGCAUCCGCCUUUAACCAUAUACAAGCACCCAAUGUGUGCAGAAAUUAUUAAGGCGUUCCAAAAAUGUCAUUCAGACCAUCCUGUUGGAAAAUUCUUUGGUGAAUGUACAGAACUCAAGAUAAAACUUGACCGCUGUUUCAGGCAAGAAGUGAGCUCAAAAGUUGUGAAGCGGAAGAAAAACUUAGAGAAGAGCAGGAAACUGAGGGAAACACUACAAGCUUACAGGAAGGAAACCGCUGAGGGAGGCAAUUAAGAGAACUUCAUGCAAGCUUAACUAUGAAGUUGGAGUUGAAAACCCUAAACCCCCCUUUUUGUGAUUCAAAGAUUUGUUUCCAGCCUUGCCCGUAAAAUAUUACAUGGCACAUUCAUAGACGAGGGGAUAUGUCAAAAUCUCCAACAUUUCAUACUGCCAUCUCUUAAUUGUGUUGAUCCAUUUUCAUUAAGUUCGCUGUAGUAAUAAUUUGUUAACCAAACAGAUCCAUAUAGAAUGAUGCUUUGAAAGGAAACAAAGUUAUAUUUUGA
Messenger RNA from Vitis vinifera (wine grape), 677 nucleotides. RefSeq lists its product as uncharacterized. Bases 37 to 408 code for a protein of 123 amino acids. The record is from RefSeq and is a predicted model, not a curated record. Lineage: Eukaryota; Viridiplantae; Streptophyta; Magnoliopsida; Vitales; Vitaceae. Gene Ontology annotation, cellular component: mitochondrion. The transcript has 4 exons.